Paraphaeosphaeria sporulosa is the source of this 792-nucleotide messenger RNA. RefSeq lists its product as uncharacterized. The record is from RefSeq and is a predicted model, not a curated record. NCBI's taxonomy places the organism in Eukaryota, Fungi, Ascomycota, Dothideomycetes, Pleosporales, Didymosphaeriaceae. The annotation marks the transcript as partial. The transcript is spliced from 3 exons.
GCUCUCCUCAUUGUAAUACUGCGUUGUUACGUCCGGAUCACCAUGCUAAGGGUGUUUGGAAAGGAUGACUACGUUAUGGUGGUGUCUACAAUGUUCGCAGCUGCUACAUUUGUCUGCUUCAUCAUCGAGACUCACAACGGCCUGGGCAAUCAUCUUAUGGUGCUUCUAAUGGACGCGAAUAUGUACAAGAGUUUCGCCAAAACGUUGUAUGUCCAUUCGCUCAUGGUCAUGGUCGGCAUCUCGUGCGUCAAGAUCUCAAUAGCUUUUUCGCUUUUGCGACUCUCCGCAACAAAAAGACAGACACGUUUUCUACAGUGCGCCAUCAUCUUUAUCAUCUCAAUUACACUCGUGUGUGCGGGUACACUCAUUUUUCAAUGUUUUCCCGUAGAAGCUGCUUGGGAUUCAAGUCUUCGCCCGGCACCAUUAGGAACUGGGAGUGCCCAUUGCUUCAAUAACACCACCUUUCGAAAUCUCGGGCUUAUGAACAGUCUUUUCAACAUCAUCACCGACGUUCUUUUCGCCACCUUGCCAAUUCCUCUGAUAUGGAAACUGCAAAUUAACAUGCGCACGAAGAUAUCGCUAGUCGUCGUUCUCUCCCUCGGAUGGUUCGCCUGUGCAGCAGCCAUUGUAAAAGCGGCGCAGCAGUAUACAGUACUCGACGAUCCCGAUUGGACGGUGCACGAUUCGUUCAAUGUCUGGAAUUACAUUGAGCUCACAGUUGGAAUCAUCGCUGCGUCCUUGCCUGCAUUGAAACCACUCUUCCACUGGGCACUCAAUACUGUGAGUGCACUC